AUGGAAUCGUCCGGAAAUUUAAAAACGACCAUAAAGGAGGCAGUCCUGAGCAGUUUGAACAGACUAUACGAAAUCGUGGACCUCCUAAACGACUCAAGACUGUCACUCAAGAAUAAUUUGGAAAUAAUAAUAGCCAACCGGGCAAAAGAAAAAGAACAGACGCAAGAAACAUCCACAACUGCACAUAUCCUCAAAGUUCUGGAGGCAAUUAGAGAUCAAAACCUCAUCUCGAAAACAACCCAAGCAGCCCUAUUACUAAUAACAGAGGAAAUGCAGACAAUAAAGGACCAACAAGCUGUACAACUCAAAACACUAGAGAUCUCGUGUAAAGCCCCAGCUAAACUGGUGGAAGCAGCAGAAGAACAGAACAGCAUUAGUGAGCAGACCCGACAAACUCUUCAAUCCCUGACGGAAGAA
This is a messenger RNA of Brenthis ino (lesser marbled fritillary), 417 nucleotides long. The record is from the annotation of a GenBank genome assembly. Lineage: Eukaryota; Metazoa; Arthropoda; Insecta; Lepidoptera; Nymphalidae.